Drosophila bipectinata is the source of this 4370-nucleotide messenger RNA. RefSeq names its product nuclear pore complex protein Nup160 (gene Nup160). Lineage: Eukaryota; Metazoa; Arthropoda; Insecta; Diptera; Drosophilidae. Gene Ontology annotation, molecular function: structural constituent of nuclear pore. The record is from RefSeq and is a predicted model, not a curated record. Gene Ontology annotation, cellular component: nuclear pore.
UCAAAAGCGUGACUUUGCGUUUUUCAACACUACAACUGUUGAGCGUGUUUAUGGUGCCGGUGCCGCCAAUAUUUUACAGUUUUUUUGUAAUAAUUUUGGAGAGUUUUCAGUAUGCCCACAAACAAACUGCGAGCCAACAUGAGCUAUCGUGAGGUGAUCCCAAAAAACCUCAGUCCACCAGAAUGGAUAGAUGUGAAAAUCAAUACGGGCACACAAAGCACGCUGCAGGAUCUUAAAACAUUUGAAUCAUCUGGUGGUUAUUGCUACAAGAGCAGAGGAAAUGCUCAAAAUAGAAACCGGUUCAUUUAUUGGCGCACCCAUCAAGAUGUUUUGGAACUCGUGGAAAUUAGCUUGGACAUCUCACUACAAAAGAACCAUCUACGGCUGCGCUUCACCGACUCUGCCGUUUUGAAUGUUUUCCUUAAGGAAGACACAAGCACGUUGAACUUGCUUGUGGUCACCGUCAGCAGUGUUCACCGCUACGCUUUCCCUCUGAAAACCGCUGGUCUUGGAGGAUUAUCUGAGGAUCAAACAUCACAGUCCAUUUUUUAUGAUGUCAGCGAAAAGAUAAACGAUCCGAGCAGUUUUUAUGUAACGGAUGGCUUUGGAAACCUGCCCAGUGUGGCGGUUUCGUAUCUAUCGCAAGAUUCUCAGACUGCCUAUUUUGCGGUGGCUUACCAGGAAAAACUCCUCCUGCACGUGAUGAAUUGUGCCACUGGCCAAACAAUUACUAAUGAAAUUAAGGAACCGCAUUUGAUGCCAAGAUUUCUUUCUAACCUUAAGGGUGCUUUGAUCGGCCGCUCUGAAGCCCUAGAAGCAGCUAUUUCGAUGGCUUUCAGCGAGAUCGAGGGACAAUUUUUUCUCCUUGUCCUGUACCGAAACAAUGAAAUGCGACUAUGGUCAUUAGACACCAUACAGACAUUGGCAAGCAUUAAUUGUUCAUCAGGAUCUACCCAUGGUGGCUCAGCCACUCAAGGACCUCAGAGCAAUCAGUUACGUAAAAUCAAUGAUCAGGACUUUUGUUUGUUUCUCUCCCACGAUAUUGGAUCCGAGUUCAUCUGCGUCAGUAUUAUGCCUGAUGCGGAAGAUGUCAGAGGUCUAAAACUCGUUGUGCAGCAUUCGCUGUCUGCUCCGCAAAUGGACCUGGCUGAUUUCGAUGCUACGUCCUCGCACAUAUGGGCUCUUUGGAGCAACGCUGAAGGCGACUAUCAUGUUUCAGCUAUUUAUUUGGGCUCAAACGAUGCUAUCAAGUGGGUUUCAGCCGCCCUGGAGCCACCGCCAGAUCGCUACUCCUUAAAUUUAGAACGGGGCAUUGAUCCGCGCCAGGCAUACUGUUCCUAUAUUUUCCAUCCAGGUCGAUUCGAUCGGAAUAUUAUCGCCAAGGCUCUAUAUAUGUUCCGACGCGUCAAUAUGCAGUUCGACGUGAAGCAGUUGUCCAUGUCGAUGCUUAAGGAUCAGGUUUGCCAGGCUGUCGAGGACGAAAUCCAAAACGAACUAAAAGACUAUGUUGUCAGCGACGACGAGUAUCUCGAGAUAGCAACCCGGUUGUGGGACAAGUUCUAUUCGUGCUGCGAGCAAUACUAUAUGAAAUUUUCUGAGCCCACAGGGCUUGCAGUUAUGGAAGGUAUGGAUGCAGUCUGCUUGGUCCGUAGGCAAUCUUUCUCCCUUCUACGUCCAUGUGAGGUUCUCGAACAUCUUCUGCUUAUCGGCGAGCACAACGAAGAAGUAGCCACCUAUGUAGCCCCUUUGUUUAGAAACAACCCCGCGACAGCCAAGGGAUUUGUCGAUCUUAUGAACGUUAUUACACUGCUGGAUAAGCUAAUCUCAGAGGAUAUAAAAAUGGAACUGGAUAACCAGCUGUAUCAGAGGGCAUCGCCGCUCGAAGUGAUUUCCAAACUGGUGACCAGAAUUACAGUGGGCGACGAUAAUGGUCCAAUGUUGCCAUCGAAUUGUGUGAAACAAAUGAAUCAGAAACUGCAGGAAAUACCAAACCUUAAGCCAGCUGUUGACGUUCUGCUGGAUGUUCUCUGCAUGAUUGAUCCCGAUGCCCCACGGAAUGAUUAUUCUGGUUGCACACGCUUUCUCCAGCCAACUGGAGCUUUAUUUGGCAGCGAAUAUGGAUUAUCUAUUUUAGCCGAAACCGUGAGACAAAUGGCAAUGAUACGAUUUUCCGUUUGCCGAAACCUCCUGGUAUUGCAGUUUAUGGUAUAUGGUGGGGAUGGAUUGGAUAGCGAAAGCAUGCAAACAAAUAUUAACUACUUGAACUCUUACUACACUCUAAUGUGGAUUUCUGAGACAGCCAUUCCUUCAAAUACCCCAGCUGGAUUUGAGGCUUCCAUCCAGCGCUUGAGCCGGGCGCAGCUAUUUAACGGAUACACCAGGCCUUACGCCAGUCACUUGAGAACCCAUGGUCAUGACCAAACUACUUUGCUGAGCCUUUUCCUUCAGUCCAAGGGACUUUUCUGUGCUCUGACCGUAUUAUUAAAAAAUUCCGGAAUGCAAAUGGAAACAGAGCAAUUAAAUCUUCGUGAGUCGCUGUUGCAGCUUGUGGGAUUCAUCAACAAAAUUCUUUGGCCGGAGUCUCCGGAAUACAUUUUUCUCGAAUGGUUAUUUGGUACUUGCCACCACAUUAUUGUCCAGGAUUAUGUACGCAUUUUGUCCAACUGGUGUAAAGAAAAUACUCAUUCUAGACGUUUUAUGCUCGCGGUUUCUUUACUGGAUUGCGGAGAGGCACAUAAAGCCGUUGAUCUUUUUCAGCAUACGGCAGAAGGAAUUUUAAUGGAAGAUUUUCUAUUUGAGCACGUCCUAAAAAACACGCCGAUAUAUUCUAAUCUGCAAGAGAUUAUUAGCCACAAGAAAAUCUCGUUGGAAAAUGUGAAACUCGCCAAGGUUCACUACUAUUUAAAAGUUAUUCAGCUGUUUGAACAACAUUCCGCCCUUGACUACAUCAUCCAAAUAGCGCACUUGGCCAUGAAUGUUCUGCGCCGAGAUGAUCCGCAGUUGCCUAUGUUUCAAUCGAUUGUUUUCAACAAUCAUCUACAAUUGGGCCAUUACGAGGAAGCCUACCAUGCCCUCGUUUACAAUGCUGACAUUUCGCGACGGAAGGACUGUUUGCGCCAACUGGUCAUUACAUUGUUUCAGAGCAAAAGUCUGCAUCUGCUUAUGCAGUUUCCUUAUACAGGUCUCCAAGACGAGUUUGAAAGCAUUGUAGAAUCCAGAGCUAGAUCUAUUAGCAUUGAUCAAAACGAAGUCUAUAACUUUUUGUAUGCAUUUCACACCAAUAAAGGAAAUAUGAGAAAAGCCGCAACGGUGAUGUUCGAGCAGGCCAUGAGGCUUCAAGUCGACAGCGAUGCCCCUAAUGCAUUGGAAAAACGAUGUUCUUCGCUGCUUAUUGCUAUAAACUGUUUGCAUUUGGUAGAUCAUCGAUACAGAUGGAUUGCUAAACCUACAAUCGGCGAUGAACAAGUGGCUCCGAUGAAUGAGGAUCAAGACAACCAGGAUGAUGUUCCUAAAGGUCAAGAAGUAGUGGUGCUGGAGCUAGAGGACAUUCGACGCGAACUGGUACAUGCGGAAGCUCUUUUGGAACUUUCUCACCAUCGAAAGGGCGUUGCUUCAUUGGAAAGGAUCACUCCGGAGGAACUGUCUCGCCUGUUGGUUAGCACCGGCCUCUACACCAGUGCCCUAAAACUUCACCGCGGCCAUACGUUCUCAGUGUUGCCGAUCUUCGAGGGACUUGCCACAGCCUGUGUUACUGCCACCGAGGAGAAGGAUGUGGAUGCUUGGGGAUGGCUGCAGAACAAUGAUUUGGCGGAUCUUCCCCAUCGUAAUAACGCUGCCGAUAUGGCCUGGACCUUGUUACAAAAGCUUUUAGUAAACCACGAAUCAAAAGAAUCUACCCUGAUAAAAAAGGGUGUGGUGAACAGGCUGCUUACGCUAAACUCCUUUAUACCACAGUGGUUGAUUGAUUUAUACAAGUUAGCCAACUCUCGGGAGCUCCUCCAUUUAUUUGUUAAGCACAAUCGCCUCCUGGAAGCAGCCGAUCUGGCCUGUGAGAUGAUAGGCGCAAUGUUAGGAGCUGGCUGCGAGUAUUUUGAGUUUAAACAAUCAGUGGCUGUCACCAACCCCCAGCUCUCCUUCCCAACCAACACAAUUGAUCUUCUUUUACAUGGACUUAAAAUUAAUAUCAACGAAGACAUCGAAUACGAAAUGGCCUACACCAAACUUGAAGAGGAAGUACAAAGAUACAUAGAAAUCGUAAAGCGCACAACCGAAGACAAAAUGAGUUUAGCUAUCCUGCAUAACCGAGAGGAACUACGACAACAGGCGCAGUUUUAAGAAAUAGGCUUUCAUUCAAUUAAGUUUUAUUAAUA